AUGGAGGAUAUAGGAUUGGUUAAGCAAGGUUUGAUAUGGUUGGAGUCUCAGAAACAUUUGUGCUCAUGGGUUUGUGCUGCAACUCGGUGUUUUGGGGAAAGGACAGAAGCUUUGGCAGAGCGUCAUUGGCCACUAGUGUGCCGUGGAUGUGGGAAGCUUUUAGGGUUGCUUAGUUUAUCGUUUGUUUACUGGAAAGACUGCAUUUUGAGGGGUUUCCAGUCCAGUGCUAGAUUUGGUUCAGCUGCUUUGCUUCUGAUAAUGUGGAGUUGCUUCCUUAGCCUGACUUCGCUAUCUUGCUUGGUUUAUGUUCUGCUUGGUAUGGCAGCUGCUGGUGCUGUUGUCUUGUACUUGGGUCGCACUCCUGGGAUCUUCAUUGUUGGACUAUUUGGAAUUUUGAUUUUGUGGAUGUACGCUAAUUUUUGGAUCACCGGAACAUUAUUUAUAGUUGGAGGUUAUUUGUUCUCCUUGAAUCACGCGCGGGUGGUGGUUCUUAUGGCGACGAUGUAUGCAAUGUACUGUGUCAAAGUCAGACUUGGAUGGCCUGGAGUUAUUCUCUCGAUGAAUCUUGCAUUCUUGUCCAACGAUAUAUUUAUUCGUCUUCUUCAAUGGUGUGAUAGUGUUAGUGAAAAACCACAAGCGGAGGAACCAAAGAAACCUGAAACUGUAAUAGAUGAUGAGUUUCCAGGAGAGUUUGAGUAUUCUUCUGUUCCUGUUGAAGAACCUGAGAAAAAGGUUCAUGAAGAUAAGUCGUCCACUAAGCCAGCAUCACCGUCAACUGUUGUUAGUAACAUGAAGGAGAUUUCUAGUGUUAAGGUAGUUAAAAUAGAAACGGAUUCAGCUGAUGAGAUGAAAAGAAUACUUCAUAGUUUAAAUCACUAUGAAGCAUUGGGAAUCCCUCGGUAUAAAAAGAUUGAUGACGCACUGCUUAAGAAAGAGUAUAGAAAGAAGGCAAUGCUGGUUCAUCCGGAUAAGAAUAUGGGAAGUCCUUUGGCAAGUGACUCAUUCAAGAAACUUCAAAGUGCUUAUGAGGUUCUUUCUGAUUCUGUUAAAAGGAGAGAUUACGAUGAGCAGUUAAAGAAAGAAGAAUUUAGGACCAGGAGUGUCUGUCAGACCUCGCACGCUUCUUCACAUCAGAAUGUUCCCGGUUAUCGAUCCGAAGAGUCAAGGCGCAUACACUGUACGAAAUGCGGGAAUUCACACAUUUGGAUAUGUACAAACAGGAGUAAGGCAAAGGCCAGAUGGUGUCAGGAAUGUGGUCAAUAUCAUCAAGCCAAAGAUGGUGAUGGAUGGGUUGAACACAAAGGGACUCUCGUAUUCGAGAAAGCACAUAAGAUUGAAAUACCAAGAGCAUUUGUUUGUGCGGAGGGCAAAAUCUUUGAUGUCUCAGAAUGGGCUAUCUGCCAGGGAAUGGCGUGUAGACCAAACACACAUAGACCAAGUUUCCAUGUGAACAUGGUUGGUUUAGAAAAGGCAACCCAGAGAUCAAACUCGAGCAGGUUCCCUUGGGAUCUAGAUGUGGAGAUGAUGGAUGAGGAUGAGGAAGAGUUUGAGUUAUGGCUUCAACAAGCUCUAGCUUCUGGUCUCUUCUGUGAGACAUCAAAACGCAGAAAAAGCUGGAGUCCUUUCAAGUUAACCAAGAAACAAUCACGACGAACAUCGACUUGACAAAAGAACAACAACACGAUUAACAACAAUGGCAAGAUCAACAGCAAGAGCUUUCAUCGCUUGUUCUUUUCGACAACACGGAAAAUGAGCGAAGAUAUGAAGAAGGAAUAGCCUGAAAAGGAAACAACUUUAAAGGUGCCAAUGAAGAAGAAGAAAGGGACAUGGAAAAGCAUGAAAACAAAUCGUUGGAUGAAUCAUUUUUGGAUCCCUUCUCUGUAAAUAGAAUCUGUGCAUCUCUAUCUUAUGUACUGUGAUGUUAUGGUUUCUUUUGUUUACUCUGAGAAAUCGAAAACUAUUGUAACGAGUAAGUUUAUUACAAUUCAAUAUCUGAAGAAACGUUUUAGUUA
Camelina sativa (false flax) is the source of this 2012-nucleotide messenger RNA. RefSeq lists its product as uncharacterized. Lineage: Eukaryota; Viridiplantae; Streptophyta; Magnoliopsida; Brassicales; Brassicaceae. The record is from RefSeq and is a predicted model, not a curated record.